CCGCCCGCGCUGCCGCCCGGCGCCGGCGGUCGUUGCGGCUGGUGGGCAGCGCCGGGGGUCGGGGUGUGUACGUCGUUCACCGUGCCCCCUUCCGAGAAGCCGCCUGGGGGGCGCCGGUAGCGUCCCGCCGCCGGCGGGGUGCGGCCCUGCCCGGGGGCCUGCCAUGGACCUCUUUGGGGACCUGCGGCGCAUGAACAAGCGACAGCUGUAUUACCAAGUCUUGAAUUUUGCCAUGAUCGUGUCUUCUGCCCUUAUGAUAUGGAAAGGGCUGAUCGUCGUUACUGGCAGCGAAAGCCCUAUUGUGGUGGUGCUCAGUGGCAGCAUGGAACCAGCUUUUCACAGAGGAGACCUGCUGUUCUUAACAAAUUUCCAUGAUGACCCGAUCAGAGCUGGUGAAAUAGUUGUUUUUAAAGUUGAAGGCAGAGACAUUCCAAUAGUUCACAGAGUAAUCAAAAUCCAUGAAAAGGAAAAUGGAAACAUCAAAUUUCUGACUAAAGGUGAUAAUAAUGAAGUUGAUGAUAGAGGCUUGUACAAAGAAGGUCAAAACUGGUUAGAGAAGAAAGAUGUUGUUGGAAGAGCAAGAGGGUUUUUGCCUUAUGUUGGCAUGGUAACUAUAAUAAUGAAUGACUACCCCAAAUUUAAGUAUGCUCUGCUGGCAGUCAUGGGAGCCUACGUUCUGCUGAAGCGGGAGUCCUAAGGCCAGCCCCUUUGCUGGCAGCAGGGGACAGAAAGUUAAAGAAACCUAAUAUAUUUCAGAUGCUUUCAUUGCUGAGCACAGAUACAAAACUGCAAGCUUUCCAACUGUCUAAAUUGUACAAGUAACAAAUAAAGCUUUUUGGCCGAUGGUUAACCGUGUAACGGCAUAUUUACGUGAUGUGCUGCUUUCAGUUUGCCUUCUGCUUGUUGGGAAGACACUACCCUGUGUGAAAACGGCUUGUGGUGCCCCUUGACAUGCUGUGGUGGUUUUUCUUCAGUGCUGCUGCGUCUCAACCUGGUUUCCCUCCUGCUGGUUAAUUUUUGUGCUUAAUUACCUUCAGCAUCCGUCAGCGCCCUUUCUAUUCGUGCCCGUGCCAACUGUUUUUUUGCCAGCACUUGUAAGGACACAUUUCUGGGUUGGAACAGGUAGUGAGCUGUAGGGGCUCAGUCAGACUUGGGCCUCAAGACAGUUGUGUAGACAGCUGACAAGAACAGACAAAGAGGAGUCUUUCCAAUUAGGAACUGAGAGAUGGACACUUGGAGAUUUUGCCCUGAAUUUGAAGCUUGCUCCUUUGUGGUGUGACAAAACCCAGCAAUGGUCUGAUUCUGAGAGGCCUGGCUUUCAGGGAAUCUGUAUGCUC
This is a messenger RNA of Dryobates pubescens (Downy woodpecker), 1337 nucleotides long. RefSeq names its product SEC11 homolog C, signal peptidase complex subunit (gene SEC11C). Gene Ontology annotation, molecular function: serine-type endopeptidase activity. Gene Ontology annotation, cellular component: membrane; signal peptidase complex. The transcript has 6 exons. Bases 164 to 697 code for a protein of 177 amino acids. Lineage: Eukaryota; Metazoa; Chordata; Aves; Piciformes; Picidae. The record is from RefSeq and is a predicted model, not a curated record.